AUGGGAGUCAAACGCUCACGCCGAGACUCUUUGUCCUCCUCAGAAGACCCCAGCGCGCCCUCCUCUCGCGAACCCUCUGCCGACGUCAAGCUUGUGCAUCUGGACACUGCGUCUGCCGUUGGUGAACAGCCAGCAGCCAUGAAGUGCUGGCUCCCCCCUCACGAGCCACUUGCCUUUGCCUCCAUCCAAGACUUUGACGUGCACUACCACAAGACGCACAUGAAUAGAUGCUCCGAAUGCCACAACAACUUCCCUGACGAGUACUUUCUGCACCUGCACAUCGCAGAGAACCAUGAUCCCUUCAGCGCUGCCAAACGAGACCGAGGCGAACAAACGUACGCCUGUCUUGUCCCCACGUGCGACCGUCUAUGCAGCACGGCGCCCAAGCGUCGUAUGCACUGCAUAGACAAGCACCACUUUCCAAACAACUACGACUUUUUCAUCAUCAACCAUGGCAUCGACCGCCGUAGCAGCAUGUUACGGCCUGCCCACCGGAGACGAUCAAGCGCCAUGAACGCUACCGCUCCAACCCCUGGCAGAAAGGGAGGCGAGUCGUCUACUACUGCUGCUGGUGAAAGCAUGGACCUCGUGCAAGAUGAGACCGACGAACAGGCGAGUCACCCGCAAGAGCACACGCCGAGAUCUGUUCACGUCAAGCUGCGCGGUCGCGGAGGGUUCAGCCAUCCUCAAGCGGCUGGACGAGGCCGUGGUGGUCAUGACGAAGCAGCACGAGGCUCGACAACCGCGAACAUGAAUCCGCUUGACGAUCUGACUUCAAGCAUGUCGGCGUUGCAGUUUGUCCCUCACAGCGUGCGGGUGGCGAGGGGACGAGGGCGUGGAAGAAGUGCAUGA
Ascochyta rabiei is the source of this 852-nucleotide messenger RNA. RefSeq lists its product as uncharacterized. The record is from RefSeq and is a predicted model, not a curated record. Bases 1 to 852 code for a protein of 283 amino acids. The transcript has 2 exons. NCBI's taxonomy places the organism in Eukaryota, Fungi, Ascomycota, Dothideomycetes, Pleosporales, Didymellaceae.